AUGUCGUGCCGCCAGUCCGUGCUCGCCAUCGACUUGGACCCCGCGCAAUUGCCAGGUUUGUGUCCCUACAUCCGCGGUCCGUACUCGUCCAUGUACGCGGCCGAGCUGUGGACCGUUCGCCAGUACGCCGGUUUCUGUACCGGCCGAGGAAUCGAACGCCUUUUAGCGCUUGGUCGCAGGGCAACAAGGGCUGAGUGUCGCGUUCGAUUUGGCGACCCAUCGCAGGUCUUGAUUGACGGCAUCCCACUCGACAAAAUGUCCGUGUCCAUGACUAUGAACGGCGCCGUGCUGUCCAUCCUGGCCAUGUACACCGUGGCGGCGGAAGAGCAAGGCGUGGAUCAAAAGUUACUCGCUGGCACGAUCCAAAACGACAUUCUGAAGGAAUUUAUGAUCCGCUCUUCCCACCGCAGCCGUCCAUGCGUAUCAUCCAGUUGUUUGGUGCACCUUGAUAUCUUUGGGUACAAGUUGGAGUGCAUGCCCAAGUACAAUUCGAUCUCGAUUUCGGGGUACGACGUGCAAGAAGCAGGCGCUUGGAACUCGCGUUUACUAUUGCCGAUGGCAUCGAGUACGUGCAUGCUGCCGUGGCCGCGGGCCUGGACGUCGCCCCGCGCUUGUGGUUUCUUCUUUGCGAUCGGCAUGAACUUUUACAUGGAGGUCUUGAUUGACGGCAUCCCACUCGACAAAAUGUCCGUGUCCAUGACUAUGAACGGCGCCUACACCGUGGCGGCGGAAGAGCAAGGCGUGGAUCAAAAGUUACUCGCUGGCACGAUCCAAAACGACAUUCUGAAGGAAUUCAUGGUCCGCUCUUCCCACCGCAGCCGUCCAGGAUACCUUUGUGUACAAGUUGGAGUACAUGCCCAAGUACAAUUCGAUCUCGAUUUCGGGGUACGACGUGCAAGAAGCAGGCGCUUGGAACUUGCGUUUACGAUUGCCGGUGGCAUCGAGUACGUGCAUGCUGCCGUGGCCGCGGGCCUGGACAUCGCCCCGCGCUUGUGGUUCUUCUUUGCGAUGGGCAUGAACUUUUACAUGGAGGAGACCAAAAAGAACUGUGAUGAAACAGAGGCGGAAGGCGUGUACAACGACGUGCUGGCGGAAGUGGAGCUGUUUGCCGAGCGCCAGGGCGGCUGCUUGUGGCCAAGAUGGGUGAGUACGACCGAGGGGCCAAGGUGA
Messenger RNA from Aphanomyces astaci, 1170 nucleotides. RefSeq lists its product as hypothetical. The transcript is spliced from 10 exons. Gene Ontology annotation, cellular component: mitochondrion. Lineage: Eukaryota; Oomycota; Saprolegniomycetes; Saprolegniales; Verrucalvaceae. The coding region runs from base 1 to 1170 and encodes 389 amino acids. The record is from RefSeq and is a predicted model, not a curated record. Gene Ontology annotation, molecular function: cobalamin binding; methylmalonyl-CoA mutase activity.